Molecule: messenger RNA, 7193 nt
Organism: Pristis pectinata (smalltooth sawfish)
Lineage: Eukaryota; Metazoa; Chordata; Chondrichthyes; Rhinopristiformes; Pristidae
Product: T-complex protein 11-like protein 1
Exons: 10
Coding region: 189-1712 (507 amino acids)
Biological process (GO): signal transduction
Source: RefSeq, a predicted model, not a curated record
GUGCCCCUGGGCCUGAAAACAAAAGCUCGGGUUGUACAUCCCUUAAUGUUUGCAGAGUGGUAAGAUCUAAUUUGAAACGAGAGCGGGACCAGGACUGGUCGUCGGUGUAAACACAGAGAGUGAGAACAGAGUGGACUCAAAGAUUUCCUUUUCAACUGGAUUUUGAGGGGUAAAUAAAUCUAGACACAAUGCCCAACAGUGAGGACAAACUACCCGCGAGUGACAGUCGCAAUAAAAGUCAAGGGGAACAAGAAGGCAGACGAGCUCUGCCUGCUGACGUCGAGUCUAAUGGAGGAAAUGACAGCUCCAGUAUGCCUAACCUCUGCAAGCCAAGUAUUUCCUGCUCCAGCCCACCACGGCUAGUAUCUGUGACUGAAGUUCUGGAAACUGCCCGAAAUGUGUCCAACAUGGCCAUUGCACAUGAAGUAGUCAUAAACAGCAACUUCCAGAUCCAGCAGCAGGAAUCACCUCAGAACAGUUUGGAAAGGAGAGUGAAGGAGAUUAUGCACCAAGCAUUCUGGGAUAGCCUGCAGACCCAGUUAAACGAGACUCCACCACAGUACUCCCAGGCCAUCAGGCUGCUGCAGGAAGUUAAAGAGUCACUGUUGUCACUCCUGCUACCUGGUCACACCCGUUUGCGAUCACAGAUUGGUGAGGUGCUGGACAUAGAGCUGAUCCAACAACAGGCCAAUCACAAUGCACUGGAUAUCCACCGAUUGGCUGGCUUCAUCAUAGGCAUGAUGGGAAGUCUCUGUGCACCAAUCAGGGAUGAAGAAAUAAAGAAACUGAAAGACAUCACAGAGACUGUAUCUCUCUUCAGGGAGAUCUUCCGUGUGCUUGACUUGAUGAAGAUCGACAUGGUGAACUUUACCAUUAAGACUCUGAAGCCACACUUACAACAACAGUCCAUUCAGUAUGAGCGCAGCAAGUUCCAGGAGUUCCUCAACAAACAGCCCAAUGCUUUGGAGCACACAACUGCAUGGCUGAAAGCAGCAACUGAAGGAACUUCCAAUUCAAUCUUACAGAAUCAUGGCAACCACCCAACAGUGGUGAGCCCAGCUGCAGUGCUGAAUCAAGGCUACAUGAACUUGCUCAAAUGGAACCACGACACCAACACUUACCCAGAGACUGUGCUGAUGGACAAAUCCCGUCUACAGGAGCUGCAGCAGAGGCUCGAUCAGCUGACCCUGGUGGCUUCUGUUCUUUUGGUAACCACUAAUGCAGCAGGAGCUGCCAUUUGUGGUUUGCCUGGGUUUGUAGAUAAACUAAAGCAGGUGACAUGUGCUCUAUUGGAUGAGCUGAAUUGCAACACUGUAGGAUUAGGAGAAGCUCUACAUGCACUCAGCGACCAGGUACACAAAGAGGUCAAUAGAUCACUGGCUGAGCACGGAUACACUCCUCUGACAAAUGAGCAAGAAGCCAUUCUAAAGGGACAAAUCAGAAGCAUUAGACACAGAAACAAUGUUGUUCGUAUUCUGAUUGGCGAGCGGAUCAACUCCUACGUGAAGGGGUUCCUCAGUCUCUCCAGCCCACAGAAUUGCCAUCAUGCUCUUCCAGGGGGCCUUGCUCCAAUUCAGGCAGAACUCAAGGAGAUUGGCUCCACAUUCAGCCGCAUAGUGCACCACAACAGGAUGGUAUUUGGACCUUAUUACUCAGGGAUUCUGGCGAAGCUGCUCUUCACAGAUGGAGACACUGGGGUGGACUCCCGCUGAGUCCGGAAGCGGGAUCUUCAGUAAAACUGUGUGUAAACUGUACGAGGUGAACAAUCAUUGUCUGAAGCAACACAUUAAUCGUUUCCUUCAAGCCAGAGCAAUUCCGGAAGUACAUAAAAUGUUCAGAACAGUAAAAAAUUGUGCUUCCAAAACACAAUCCAUUGCUAUUAUCAAAUUUAUCUGUUACAAAUUGGUAAUUACAUAUUACCAUGAUUAUUCAGCUGUUGCAUUAACAGCUUUUUUCCCUAUUAGGGAGGUGUUCAUGGCUUCUUCAUGCCCAAUAUUCCAGUGCAUUUACAGCUGUUGACAAUCAUUGAAAGUAAAGCUUGAUUUUCUUCUGUUAACUCCCUUUCUUAUCUUGGGUCACCCUGUUGCACACACAUUUUAUGCACAGUAGACACUGUGUCCAACAUGACUCUUAACCCCUCAAGGUUGUGUGAUCACAAGAUCCUUAGUAUGUGUUGGAUAACAAUCAUAAUGUAGGCCAGGUAGCAGCUUCAAUCCACAAAUCAGUGAUACGAAUCAAAACUAUCAGUUAUGAAUUGGUACUGACAUAAUGUGAUAUUUUCUGUUGUAUAAAUGGGCUUUUUCUUACUGGUGAGGUGCAUAUUAUUAUUGGUGCAACGUACUGUUUUAAAUAAAUAAUUUCAGAGUGCUUUACACUCUGACUUUACACUAGAGACUUGCUAUGUGAUACUUGUUUGGUAAUUGAUGGUCAGAAUGGAAGUAUCACUGGGAUUGUGAGAACUGAUCAUUUACAUCCCCAAUGGAUGUUCAAUUGCCAUUCACCAGAUUAAACCCAAAAACCAAGCAGGAGUUAAUUAAAACGUUUAAGAAAUUAUUUUAAUAAACAAAACAUUUAAACACAUUGAAACAUAAUUAAAAUAUUUAAAUAACUAAAACUUUAAAAAAAUUGCCAAUGGACUAAAGGUUACCUUGAUCCCUCACAACCAUUCCUCUCCAUUAAAUGAAUAGCACCAUUAUUCCUGCGCCAGAUCUAACCUGAAGCAAGUUGUUCAGACGGAUUCCCCAGAGUAAAUGUUGAGAGAUUGAUGUAUAUGCACACUCCACCAGUGGGCUCCAUAAAGAGUCUGAAGUCCGAGUACAGUUAGAAAAAUACAGGCAAACAGCUGCCACCAAGUUCAGACCUUGUACAUUCAUAGAUUCAGAAAUCCUGAAUUUGCUGCAAUUUAUACAGCGCAUUUCUCCGCAAACUCCAGAUUUUUAUUGACCUUGUUAAAUAAAGCACAUCUUCACAGGUGUAAUUCAGGAGGAAAUGAUUGUGUGUCUCAUUGUACAAGUUAAUCUGCCCAAUUCCCCCAAAAGAAGUUCUCCUCAUAUGCUGUUCCCAAAAAUUUAAUACUCUACACAGAGUUGACUCACCCUGAUUGUUGUACCAAGAAUGUUUAGUCAUAUAGGGACAUUGGCCUUGAUCUGAUCUCUCUCCCACCUUCUCCCUUCUCUCUUUCCCUCCAUCUGAUCGAAGUAAAUUCUGAGAUAGCUGCAGUGUGCGGGAACCCGGUAUUGAACUGACCAAUUGUCUCUCUGCUUCUGUGGAAAUAAUAUGAUAGAUUAAUGUGAAAGGACCUAAAGCAGAGAACGGGUGAACAUGUAGCCCAUCAGUGCAUUAUACAGCACAAUACAAUAGUAAUCUCUCAAUGCCUGUUUAAAAUUAUACUUCAUUUCUAUGGCUGCUCCUUCUGGAGUAGACUUUUGAAGCUUUGUUCAAGUAUGUUAAUUGAAUGCCAUCUAGUGGUAAACUGAGCAUCUCCAAAAUUUGCGGAAAUAGUAUGUUUCCAUUACUUCAAAUUACAUAGCUACCAAUGUACAAAUACAGAGACUUGAUCUCAAAAUCUAGAUUAGCAUUUCUGUGCAGCACUGAAAGAAUGCUACAUUGUUGAAUAUGCCAAUUUCAGGUAUGAUGCUAAUUUAGGAGUCUGUCGGACUUAUAAUAUUUUAUUGAAGUUUAUUUGAAAAAAAGCAGCAGAGUUCCCGACAGACUCCCAACUAAUAAUUAUCCCUCAAUCAACUGAUUGUCUAGUCAUUAUCACUUUGCUUACUGCAUGAUAUUGCUGGGCACAAUUUGGCUGACAUGUUUUCUUAUAUUAUAAGGAUGGCUACGCUUCAAAUACAAAUGACUUCUUUGGCUGUAAGGAGGUUUGAGGCAUCCUAAAACUAUGAAAGAUGCAGUAUAAAUCCAUGUCUUUCUUUCCAUUGUAAAUUUACAAUCACAGUAGUUAUUUUUUGAGUGUGCAGUGAUUGUUAUUACAAGCUCAAGGAAUUCUGAGUGGGCAGCUUUGCAGAACAGCAGUGAGUUGGAAAGAGAAACAUCUUACUGUUUGUAACAAAAACAUAAAAACUGAAAAUGCUCGUUUUCUUUCAGUUCUGAUGAAGGGUCUCAGACGUGAAACAUUAACUCUUCUUCUUUCCCUGAGGCUGCCUGACCUACUGCAUGUUCCCAGCAUUUUGCGCUUUUGUUUCGGCUUUCCAGUUUCUGCUGUUUUUUGACUUUUGUAAAGCUGUUUUUUUUGACAGCUUGUCAUGCAUCUCCAUAGAUGAGCAGCUUAGAUAUGCAUGCUUUUCUACACUUCCAUUUAUAAACAAAAAACAGAAAAUGCUGGAAUACUCAGCAGGCCAGACAGCAUCUGUGGAGAGAGAAGGAGUUAAUGUUCCAGAUUGAUAACGUUUUGGCAGAACUGACAUCUCCAUUCAUAAAGUGCCUGCAUUCCAGUCACAAGUUAUAACGGAGGCCAAGAAGACAAGAAGAGCAUGAAUCAUUAGUGCAGCAACUGGACAGGAAUGUGGAGAAGGGGAGAGGCAGAAAUGUAAAGCUGAAUUGUUUAAUGAGAAGUAUUUAAAAGAAUCCUCAAAUAAAUUUUAAACUAGGGUUUAAAAUCUCCAUUUUGAUGAAUCUUAUGUCCAAGGAGCAUCAUGCAAACUGAUCAAAGUUUUUUUAUUAACCGAGGUUACACCAGCAGAGGGCAUUAACUUCAAAAAUAUGAACAAUUUUAAAUUGAAUUCUUCACACUAACCAGAAGAAAAUAGCAGCUAGCUGUAAUUCAAGAAAAUACUUUAAAGUUAAAAAUAAAAGUUUCAGAUUUAGAUUGGGACAGAAUUGAAAAGGGCAUAAAGAUUUUAUUGCUUAACUGCUGAAAGUAAUAUGUACACUCUUGACAAGUAGCACACCAGUUCUACAGUCAGGACAAAAGUGCUUUAUGCAAUGUGGGCCUGAAGUGUGGAGCACAUUUUAAUAAACAUUGUAACUUCUGUAUUGAUAACCUUCCAGCUCAACAUCGUGAUUGCAGCUUUUCAGAAUUGUAUGGUUUAAUUUACCCUCCCCCCAAGCUGUGACUAUUUCUUUAAAGCCUCACUAAAAAGCUACUUCUGUAAUUCUUCCUUAAACCUAGACAUUUUUAAAGCUGAAUCACCAGCAGUUGGCAGUGCCAUUCUGUAACAAGCCACCAGGAGGCAGAUAGUGCCAUUCUCCAAUUGCCAAUGUGACGAUAUUUUUCCUAAACAUUAUGAGUAAGCUAAGAUCUCCAUGUCCCUCACAUGAAUGGCCAACACUGGUAAUGUGUUCAAUACAGACUCAGUGUCAAUUUGUGCCACCCAGCCAAUGAAUUGUAAAAUGAUUUCUGGUAUACUGGCAGCUUAAUGACAUAGUGAACAAUCCAUCACUGGACACUAAGAUAUUUCAAACCUCAUCAUAGAAAAUAUACCAGAUUAAAAAAAAACAAUUUCCCUCAUGCGUGUUAAAAUGCAAGUUUAAAGUGUCAAAACUGAUAAUGCGAAUGGGAUUAGAUCAUUGAACCCACUAACCUACUCUACUAUUCAAUGAGAUUAUUGCUGAUCUAUAUCCUAACUCUGUUUAUCCACCUCCGCUCUGUUUCCUCAACAGUUAGCAAAUAAUUACCAAUUUCAUAUUUCAAAUUACAAACUGAGCUGACGUUCACUGAAUUUUGUGGGAGAACGUGCUGUUUGUGUGGAAAACAUAUUCCCGACCUCCCUCCACCUCUGAUUUUUGUUAGAUUCUCUUUCCUAGACUCUCCAUUAGUAAAAAACAAAAAUAAAAUCCACUAUCCACUCAAAAAUCCUAAAGGCCUUAAUCAAAUCACCACUUAUUCUUCCAUUUUCCGGGAAUAGGACUUUGUCUUGUGUAAUCUUUCCUCGUGACUUAACCCUAAGAGCCCUGGCUAGUUUCUGGUGAAUCUGCAUUCCUUCCAAAGCUAACUUAUCCUUUCUAAUGCACAUUUGGUUUCACCCAAACAUUAUUUUUUAUAGCUGUGAUAAAAUUUCCUCUCCUGGCACACAAGAUUAUUCUCAGUAUUUUAAUGGGGACAUUGAUCUUAACAGUUAACCAGAAGAGGUUAAUGCUGAUGUUGAAAUAGCCCAGAAUAUUAAUUUAAAACUUGCAUUUAAAAUUGUAUGUUGUCACAUUAGCGUCAUUUUCAGUUUGCAGAUUUUGAAAAUUGUUCAGCUGUGCCUCUGUCUAUUACCAAAAGAAGUAUAAACCAAAUAAAUCAUCGUUAAUCAGUUGUAACUCAGAUCUUCUCUUAUCACAGCAUACCCAUUGGCGCCUGAAUGCUGAUAAAUCAAGAGGAACCAUUAGAAAGCAAUGUUGCCUCAGAGCACGAUGUCUUCUGCCAAGCAUGACUCUGGCCCAGUUCCCACCGUUUCAGACUCUAGUGCUGCUUCUUCUCGAAGCAAACAAUGAAAAGACAAGCUGUAAAUAUUUUCAAUAUUUACUACCAUAUUUUUAAUGAGCUUGUGUAAGGUGACAAAUAGUUUGCACAUAAAGGGUAGGAAAGAAUUUCCAAUCUAAUUAUAAGAACUGCAGCGUAAUCAGACUCAUAAGACAAUCUAUCUAUUGAUUUUGUUUUACACUGUUAAUGCUGGCUGUGGUUGUUGCCUCAUGUUUAAUUCAUUGUCCUUUAUACCUCUGUAGGUGACAAGGUUUUGAUUAGUCAUUCAGUUACCACGGGCUAUCUAUUUUUUACUGUAGAGGGUAAAACGGAUAAAUGCUAGAAAUGUUAAAUAAUAUCUAGUUUUUGUAAUCAGACAGUUGGCCCUGAAAAGGAAACAGCAAAUUCAGGUUUCAGCUGGGAUCCAAUCAUGUAUGACUUUCUGAUGGGAACUUAAUCAGAUUCAAGUUUCAAGUAGGAUCCCGAUUAAAGUGUUGCUCAGACAGUGAUGCUCUAACUGAAGUGCAAUCAGUUUUUCCUCCUUUCAAAUGCUGAUGCUAUUAUGUAUUUUCAGAAUGUUUUUUUUAUAGUUUUACUGUAAGUUUUGUUAACUAAUUUGAAAUUGUUAUCCUUGGAAAAUUACUUCAUAAGCAUUAUGGGAUUGAAUUGAUUUUGGAUAUUAGUUAAAGAUUAUAUUAGCUGCAGAAUAUAUUUUGGAUUAUGUAAAUUAUGAAUUAUAGGAUCAUAUGUUUGACUUUGUUUUGAUUCCCAAGUUGCCUAACAUGCGCCACUCUAUCCA